GACUCUUCUGUGGCAACGGCUUGUUGCUGGUAACCGGGCGGUGGUCCGGCAGUGGUCAGACGGAGCUGCCCGGGGCACCCGUCAUGAAUCCGCCGGAAUCCCGGGAAGUCCUGGAGGAGAAGGAGGAGCACUUACCCACCCCUAUUCCAGGGCCCUCGUUACAUUCUAAUAACCCUCAGGAGCGGAUCCAGGCGCGGCGCCUCCGCAUCGCGGCGCGCCUGGAAGCCCGGCGGCGGGAAGCACUUGGAGAAUAUUUAGAUGGGAAAAAGGAGAGUGAGGAAGAUCAGAGCAAGAGCUGCAAACAGAAGGAAGAAAGCAGACUGAAAUUGGCUAAACUGCUGCGCUGUGGCACUGAGUUGGUGACAAAUAUCCAGGUUGCUGCAGAUAUCAGAGAGAUCCACAGGAGAGUCGAAGAAGAGGAGAUAAAGCGACAGAGACUUGAAAAGCUGGAGAACGAAGUCAAGAGCAGUCAGGACAAAUUUGAUGAGAUCACCAUGAAGUGGGUGGAGGGCAAACAGAAGAGAAUUCCCCAGGACCUGUGGGACAUGCUCAGUGCCCAGCAGGUGCACUGCGCAGGGCUAAUAGAAGAUAAGAACAAGCUCAUCAGCGAGUUGCAGCAGGAGUUAAAAACAAAGGAUGACCAGUAUGUAAAGGAUCUGAAGAAACAGUCAGACGACAUCUGCCUGCUCCUGGAGAGGAUGGAAGAACAAGUAAAGAGCUUGAUGAAAACCUUCCGUCAGGAGCUCCACCAUAUUGAGAAAGCAUUUGAGGUGGAACGACAAGAGCUGCUGGCUGGUAAUAAGAAGAAGUGGGAGCGGGCACUGGAGGCUCACAAUGCCAAGGAGCUAGAGUGUCUCAUGAACCGCAUCGAGAAAAUAGAGGACUAUGGGAAGCAGCUCGACAGGCAGAGGAUACGGGACUGUGAAGAGUACAACACAGUCAAAGUCAAGCUGGAGCAGGAUGUUCAGAUUCUUGAGCAACAGCUUCAGCAGAUGAAAGCCACUUAUCAGCUAAACCAAGAGAAGUUAGAGUACAACUUCCAGGUGCUAAAGAAGAGAGACGAAGAGAGCACAGUGAUCAAAUCCCAGCAGAAGAGAAAGAUCAAUCGCCUGCAUGAUGUACUUAAUGCUCUGAGAUUAAAGUAUAACAAGCAGAUAAAGCAGUUUCAGGAGGACAACCUGUCACUAACCUCAGACUACAAACGCCUUGUGAUACAAUUCAAGGAGCUACAGAAAUCCAUGAGGCAUUUCGCUCUUAUUGAUGACAAGCAGUUUCAGGAGAUUUGGCUGAUGAAUGAAGAGGAGGCAAAGGAUCUGAUAGGCAGAGCCUUUGAUGUAGACAAGAUCAUCUAUACCCAGCAUCUGGGGCUCCCCUGGACAGUACCUGAUUUCUGGUUUCUGAAGAAUGUGGGGCCUGUGUCUCAGAAGCAGCAGAAGUCUGCCACCCAAAUAUUAGAAGAAGUGCUGCUGCAAACAGAGGAGGGCAUGGAAGAGACUGCUUCAGAAGCAGAGGCUUACCUGGAGCUGCCCAAGCAAGUGUCCGCGAAAACAACCGGAAAGAUCCUGAGGCUCCUGUGCAACGAGUCGGGUUUCCUCAUAGAGAACAAGCUGCUGAGCCUUCUCCUUCCUCUGGAGAAGAAUGAAUGCUAUCUACUGAGGUUGGACGCCAUCUUCUCAGCCCUUGGAAUUGAAAGUGAGGAUGACUUGUAUAAACUGGUGAACUUCUUCCUCAAAUACAGAGCUCAUCAUUCAUCCUUCCGCCAGGAGCGAACAAGUCUGAUACCAGCCAAGCCAGCAGAGCACAGGGACUUUGAGGGAGAAGCGGAGGAAAGCCUUGUGGAAGGGGAGCAGGAAGGGAAGGAGACCCCCGCUUCUCCCAUACUCAUCCACCCCAAUGAUGUCCUCAAGAUCCUGGAGGCUUUUGUCAUGGCUCUGAAGAAGCCCAGGGACCCUCAGGCACCUGGGAAGUUGCUGAAGGAAGCACGAGAUAGCUCCAAGGACUCUGAGUACUGGGAGGCCCUGGCCUCGGUUAUCCCCUGCUCCACGCAGGCCCUCUGGGCGGCUCUGUACGCAGCGUUGGAGAAAUACCACUUUGUCCUGACCCAGAGGGCCAAGCUGCUGAUAGAAAACAGCUCUCUGGCACAGCAGAACACAGAGCUGCAGACGCUGCUGCAACAGUACCUGGGUUCCAAGAUAAACUCAGAACUGCAAGUUCCUCCCACUCAGGUGCUCCGGGUACCCAUGAAAUAGAUCUGGACUUCAAAAGGCUACUGUAUUAGGGCAGUGGUGGUUGAAGCUGGCAUCUAUCACCUGGGGAGUGAUAGAUUCUAUCUAUUCCUGGGCCCGCUCCCUGGAUCUUCCAGAGCUGCUGUCUCAGGGCCUGUCAAAGUAAGGCACUAAGAGGAAUUACCUGUGUCCUACAGUUAUUAAAGUCUUUAAAAAGUU
Manis javanica (Malayan pangolin) is the source of this 2444-nucleotide messenger RNA. It is a transcript of the gene DRC1, whose product is annotated as dynein regulatory complex subunit 1. Lineage: Eukaryota; Metazoa; Chordata; Mammalia; Pholidota; Manidae. The record is from RefSeq and is a predicted model, not a curated record. Gene Ontology annotation, cellular component: axoneme; axonemal dynein complex. Gene Ontology annotation, biological process: cilium-dependent cell motility; axonemal dynein complex assembly; regulation of cilium movement.